This is a messenger RNA of Sclerotinia borealis F-4128, 1146 nucleotides long. The record is from the annotation of a GenBank genome assembly. NCBI's taxonomy places the organism in Eukaryota, Fungi, Ascomycota, Leotiomycetes, Helotiales, Sclerotiniaceae.
AUGCCGAAGAUAUCAUCCAUCGAAUACUUUCGUGUACCACCUCGCUGGCUCUUUGUCAAAAUCACUGAUGAUGUUGGAAAUGUAGGUUGGGGCGAAUCCUCUCUUGAGGGCCAUACACAAGCUGUUGAAGGCUGUUUGGAUGCUUAUAUCGCAAGGUACACCGGCAUGGAGGCUGAUGACAUUGAGCAUAUAUGGCAAAUGUCUUGGAGGAGUGGGUUCUAUCGUGGAGGCCCUGUUCUUAUGAGUGCGCUGUCCGGUAUUGAUAUUGCGCUGUGGGAUCUGAAAGCUAGAAAGUUAAAUGUCCCCAUCUAUCAAUUGCUUGGUGGGAAGGUCAGAGACAAGAUCAAAGUCUACGCGUGGAUUGGUGGUGAUAGACCUUCUGAUAUUGCCAGCCAAGCUCAAGCCAGAAUAGAUCAAGGGUUCAAAGCAGUCAAAAUGAAUGGGACGGAGGAUCUUGGAUGGUUUGAUUCGCCAUCUGCCUUGGAUAGCUGCAUAGAAAGAGUGAAAGCUGUUAAAGAGCUGGGCUUAGACGUAGGAGUUGACUUUCAUGGUCGAGUUCACAAGCCAAUGGCAAAACAGUUGGCAAAGGCUCUGGAACCAUAUCGACCGAUGUUUUUGGAAGAACCGCUACUUUCGGAACAUAUUGGUGGCAUCAAAGAUUUAUCACAACUAACAAGCACGCCAAUUGCAAUGGGCGAACGUCUUCAUAGUCGAUGGGAAAUCCGACCAUUCCUCGAGGCUGGUGCUGUAGAUAUCUUGCAGCCAGAUAUCAGUCAUUGUGGUGGUAUCAGUGAGAUGAAACGAAUUGCUGCUAUGGCUGAGACUUAUGAUGUUGCUCUUGCACCACACUGCCCUCUAGGACCUAUUGCUCUAUCGGCAAAUAUUCAGAUUGCGGCUUCUUGUCCAAAUCACGUUAUUCAGGAGAUGAGCUUGGGAAUUCAUUACAAUGUUGGUGGUCAGGAUCUUACAAGCUAUACAACCAAUCCCGAGGUUUGGAAGGUCACCAAUGGUUAUAUUGAUUUAAUGACUGGACCAGGACUUGGCAUAAAUAUUGAUGAGGAGCAAGUACGCAGACUUUCGCAAGGAGCAGAGCCUUGGGUAAGCCCUGGGUUCAUUGGUCCAGGUGGUGAGAUUAGAGAAUGGUAG